This is a messenger RNA of Tetrapisispora phaffii CBS 4417, 474 nucleotides long. RefSeq lists its product as uncharacterized. The transcript has a single exon. Lineage: Eukaryota; Fungi; Ascomycota; Saccharomycetes; Saccharomycetales; Saccharomycetaceae. Bases 1 to 474 code for a protein of 157 amino acids. The record is from RefSeq and is a predicted model, not a curated record.
AUGUACGCGGUAUUAUCUGGUUUAUAUUUACAUAUUUAUAUUGGAAGAUCUUUCCACCGCAUCUCACUCCUGCAAAGAAAAGUAGUUCCGUUUGCAAUAGUUUAUUUUGUUGUACGUAGUUCCAGAAGGAUAAAUACAAAUUUGCCGUUAUUCUUCUUUCUUUUUUCGUUGUCGCUACUUUGCUCUUGCUGCAACAAUGAAUCACGUAGAUUAUUACCCACCUACUUCACUCUGACUAUCGUGCGAGAGGCAUAUAUUAUUGAAAAUUAUUGGAAGCCUCGUUUUCUUUUUUUGGUUGUUGAUUUUGAGCAGUUCCAGGUAAAUAAUACCGUACAAAACGCCCACGUUUACAGAUAUUUCUCGAACGCACGACAGUUUUUUUCCCUUGACCCCCUUUCCUCAAUCUUUUUCUUCUUACUAAUUUGCUCUGCGCAACGCCGAGGGCUCCUAUGUGCAGUCUUAAUUCACGCAUAA